GCUAUUCUGCCGUGGGAUCUAGCAUCCACAAGUUCUUCCGAAUUCCGCUGUAACAACGUGAGAGAUACGGUUAGUACUGCAGGAUUCACUCCACAGCUCUCACUUUCCACAUACCAUGCUGCGUCUGCUGACUAUCGCCUGCCUGCUGGCGGCAGCCGCCGCUCUGAGCUGUCCACCACCCCCCUGCAAGCCAGAGGAGUGCGGCGAGCUUCCUAACUGCAAGGCUGGUGUCGGUAUCGACUUCUGCCAGUGCUGCCCCGUCUGUCUCCGCGCCGAGGGAGAACCGUGCGGCGGCCAGUACGAGGGUUCGCCCAAAUGCGGAGAAGGUCUCAUGUGCUUCAAGCCUCCUCUCAGAGAGGGGCAGAUCGCCUACAACCAGGACGGAUUCUGCAGGAGGAGGCGCAUCGGCCGCCACUGAGCUGGCUGGCUUCAUAACAAGAGACUGAUGUAUCGGCAUUGCUAAGGCAUUGACAGCGUUGACUAAGGCAUAGGUGAGCCGCUUUGUCUUCGUCUUGGGUUUAGAUGCGCAGCCUCAUCGGUCUUCGGCG
This is a messenger RNA of Amphibalanus amphitrite, 548 nucleotides long. Its product is annotated as venom protein 302-like. The record is from RefSeq and is a predicted model, not a curated record. Gene Ontology annotation, biological process: regulation of signal transduction; regulation of cell growth. Gene Ontology annotation, molecular function: insulin-like growth factor binding. Gene Ontology annotation, cellular component: extracellular region. Lineage: Eukaryota; Metazoa; Arthropoda; Thecostraca; Balanomorpha; Balanidae. The coding region runs from base 116 to 418 and encodes 100 amino acids. The transcript has a single exon.